UCUUGCUGCUAACGUAACGUAACUGUAACACAAAAAUAUAUAUAUAUUUUAUAGUAAACUCCAAAUAAUGUAUUCUCCAAGAAUGUCAUGGAAAACAUGUUGACGACUGGACCCCAGGCAGUCCAUUUAUGACAAGUGUUCCAGUAAAUACUCUCCAGUCUGCACCUCUGAUGAAGUGUCAUCCCAGGUUCUGUUGAUGCCCAGGCAAGAUCGUUAGAUAGCACGCCCCACAAGCCAACUACCCCAACAGAGGGGUCAUAGUUCAAAAGCAGGUUUUAAACAACCACUACGGUUGAUCCCAAGAACGGACAUCCACUUUUGAGAAUGGACACCCUCUUUAAACUCCAGCGAGAAGGUCAGCAAUCAUUCGCAGCUCUCUUCACACAUGCACUGACAUGAGAGGCAUGAUUUAAGCAGUACUGUAGUAAACGCUGCUACUUCCUGAGCUCAGAGGCAGUGCUGCUGCCCAACAUGAAGUGAGUGAUUGAUCUGGCACUGCAGCUGACAGACGCUUGAAUGGAAAAGCCACUAAUUGGAUGAGCUUUUUACAUUUACAGUAUUGUGUUCUGUGAGACACUGAAAGUCCAUCUCAACUUCCAGGUUCCUUCAUUACCAUUUUUGGGGCUCAGUGCUUGACACUAAGUUCUCAGGCACUAUGAAUGGCUUUUUCUGCUUCUGACGGAUAUUUCCAAGAAAAAGGACUUAGCACCUGAAGUCUUGUGCUGUCUCAAUACAGCAUGGGGUUAGAUGUAAGACUUGAAGUCAGCAUGUCUUUGAAAUGUGGGCAUCUCUUCACACUCUUCUUCUUUAUACUAUCCGUCACAGGAACUCAAGACAGAAGCAGGCUCAAUCCAUUGGAGACUUUUCACACUAGCAGCCUAACAAACUUGCCAAACCCACCAAAGCAGAAUUCUGGGGUCAGAACUAUAUUUGAAAUGGAAAAGCAUCGUGUCAAGAGGUCAGACUUUUUCCACUCAGAAGUGAAAGUAUGUCCACAGGAGACAAUGCGAGAGGUCAUAGCAAGCCAUCAAACAUUCUACACACUGAGAGUUUGCCAGGAGGCUGUAUGGGAGGCUUUCCGGAUCUUUUUGGACAGAAUUCCCAGCAGCUCAGAGUACCAGAAAUGGGUCCACACAUGCCAGCACAACUCCCUGUGCAUCUCAGAUCUCGCCUUGAAUUUCAGCCAUUCACAGGAACACAGAGACAUGGUCUACAGGAGGUUGAAUAUGAAUAGUGGAAAAUUUGAACGAAAUAUAAGUGAAGCAACCGAUGAAGCACAAGACAUGGAAGGUUCAGAGGAAGUCCUGACUGAAGCAGCAGUAAAUGAAUUUGUUCCCACAGCUGAAUCUACUACUGUCAGCACUACAACAGACACCUCUACUGCCUCACAGGAGUUGGAUCUUCAUAAUGUGGUUCCAGAGCAGCCAGAACAUCAUGUCAUAGAGUUCAGCGUUACUCUGGUGGACUAUGGGUAUCAAGAGAUACUGAGAGAUGCUGAUUCACCUCAGUUUCAUGACCUGUCACAGCAUCUUCAAGAUCAGAUGCAACAUGUUUUUAAAGACCUACCUGGAUUUAUGGAUGUCCACGUGUUAAAAAUUAGCGAGGCGGAAGAGCCUGAAAGGGCUGGAGGAAUAUCUGCUGUCUACUCAGCUGUUUUUGAGACUAUUGUACCUACCCUUGCUGAUGAAAGUCUUGGCACAGAUGUUUCAUCUACAGGACCACAUCUGAAGGACAUGAUAGUUAAAGCACUGAGCAAAAAGACCUCUCUCCUUGAUCUUAAUUCACUGACAUUUGAAACAGGCAAAGACCAGCCCUCAACCAGAAUGCCAGUCACUGAGGUUUCUGAACACAUAACUGAGUCCUCUGAUCAAGGUUCAUAUGGUGACAUCCAUUUUCCAACAAAAGGAAUCAAGGUUCAUCUUUCAUCAGAUGGUGAUGAGAAUGUUUUGGAGACCAUUUUAGACACAGAAAGCACCACAACAACAAGAUCAACAGUUGAACCUGAGAAUGAGCCAGUCAUUAUACACCAGCUUGAAACUAUUAAAGGGGAAACUGGUGAGCUCAUAACAGAAAUUUUUCAAUUUCCACCAGUAGAGGAAGCUCCUGGUGAGGAUGGUAGCAAACCAGUUGUUAUUGUUGAUAUAGACAACAGUCUGGCUCCAACAUCUUCAGCUGCUACCUCAGCAUUAUCCUCGAGUGGAGAACAGCCUAAAACUACAGAGAAACCUACACCAGAUAGUGACUUCAAACUAAACACAAUACCAGAAGAUGACAUCAUGUUUAACCCAGUAACCACCACCCACAUUUUGUUCACCACCGCAACAACCAUUAGUCCUGGGUCCAAGCAGCCAAAGUUAGCUGUCACAACCGACUUCACCAUCACCCUACAACCUUCAACUGAACCAGUUGAUCCAAUAACUGAAGUGACAGAUUCUAAUGAAAUUCCAGAGGUGCCUCACACAGGAAUGGCAGUAAAGGAGGAAGAUACCAAAGUGGUGAUGGCUGAACCAGAGGAAGAGUCUAAGUCUGAGGUUGAUUUACCCAAAGUAAAGGUUGAGACAACAGAAACUGUAGAAGUAAUUGGAUCUGAGGAAGUAACUGAAGAUACUGUUAUUUUAAAAGACCAUGUAUUACAACCUGAAGAAGUGACUAUGGUAACAAAAACUCAUACAGAGUAUAGCACAUUAGAACCUGUGAGAACAAUUGUGGUACCAGAACCAGAAGAAGAUGGGAUUGGAAAAUCAACUAAACAGGAAGUUGCAGAACAAGAGGUAAAUGUUUUAGAGGAAGAAACAGAGAUCAUUAUAGAAUCAAAAGAAGAUGUUGAGGAACAUAAAACUGACGAGGAGAUCAAAGUGAGACAAGAGGAUGAUGUUCAGGUAACUAGGAAGCCAGGAACUGAGGCAGUCCAACCUGAGGAGGAACCUCGUUUAACGGAAUUUAAAGAAGGGGAUGAGGUGGUGGAACCUGAAAGAGAAGCUGAUGUUGUAGAAUAUGAGGAAGGCAUUAAAACUGAAGAGCCUGAUGUGGACAUAGCAAGUGAAGUCCCCAAACCUACUGAAGGUUCAACAGAACCUCCUGCAGAGAUGAUUAAGAUUAAACCUCCAGAGAUUUCUGUGACAGAAAUGUACCUUGUUGAGAACAUUGACUAUUACCAACCUGAAGAAGGUGAUAAUUUGCACUUUGUGACAGAUAAUAGUGUUCAACCAGGGAUGGACAUUGGUAAACCUGAACAUGUGGAAAACUCUGGGCUUGAGGAUCAAAAAAUUGAGGAAGUUCUUGAGAUACCAGAUAUGGUUAUCGAGGACAAGACCACAGAACCAGAAGUGGCUGAUGUUCACCCAACUGUAUCAACUGCCUCAGAAUCUCUACUUGAAAUGAUCACAGAAUCAGCUUCAAAGAAAGAUGAGGAUUUACCAUCUGUUGUUGGAGAUACUGAGGAGCCACAGCUCAUGGAUAUAGAGGAAGACACUAAGACAGAGGUUGUCCUUAUAGAACAAGAAGAGGAAAAUGCAUCACUGCCCAUGGAGACAGUUGCAACUGACACACUUUUGACAACUGCACCUGCAGACAUUGAUCUUUUUGAAGUAGUUCUAACAGAUGUGCCUGUUGUUACUCCAACAUCUUUGGAAAAGGAUUAUGAUUUACCAACUGAAAAUUUACAAUCAACUGUUGUCCAGGACAUUGUAUCUAAAGAGUCAGAAAAUGACCAAGUGCUGAAUGAAAAUGAGGACCCAUAUAUUCAUUUAAAAGACCUAGCCACUGAGUUAGACCAAACAGAUGUAGCAAGUACUGAGACCAUUGACCUCUUGAGUUAUGACAAUGGAUAUUCUUUUUCAAAUGAAGGAUAUCCCUUGGAGACAACAAAAGCGCCAUCACUAACACUGCCCAUGGAGACGCUUGCAACUGAUACACUUUUGACAACUGCACCUGCUGACAUUGAUCUUUUUGAAGUAGUACUAACAGAUGUGCCAGUUGUUACUCCAACAUCUUUAGAAAAGGAUUAUGAUUUACCAACUGAAAAUUUACAAUCAACUGUUGUCCAGGACAUUGUAUCUAAAGAGUCAGAAAAUGACCAAGUACUGAAUGAAAAUGAGGACCCAUAUAUUAAUUUAAAAGACCUAGCCACUGAAUUAGACCAAACAGAUGUAGUAAGUACUGGGACCAUUGACCUCUUGAGUUAUGACAAUGGAUAUUCUUUUCCAAAUGAAGGAUAUCCCUUGGAGACAACAAAAGCACCAUCACUAACACUGCCCAUGGAGACGCUUGCAACUGAUACACUUUUGACAACUGCACCUGCUGACAUUGAUCUUUUUGAAGUAGUCCUAACAGAUGUGCCAGUUGUUACUCCAUCUUUAGAAAAGGAUUAUGAUUUACCAACUGAAAAUUUACAAUCAACUGUUGUCCAGGACAUUGUAUCUAAAGAGUCAGAAAAUGACCAAGUGCUGAAUGAAAAUGAGGACCCAUAUAUUCAUUUAAAAGACCUAGCCACUGAGUUAGACCAAACAGAUGUAGUAAGUACUGAGACCAUUGAACUCUUGAGUUAUGACAAUGGAUAUUCUUUUCCAAAUGAAGGAUAUCCCUUGGAGACAACAAAAGCACCAUCACUAACACUGCCCAUGGAGACACUUGCAAAUGAUACACUUUUGACAACUGCACCUGCUGACAUUGAUCUUUUUGAAGCAGUCCUAACAGAUGUGCCGGUUGUUACUCCAACAUCUUUGGAAAAGGAUUAUGAUUUACCAACUGAAAAUUUACAAUCAACUGUUGUCCAGGACAUUGUAUCUAAAGAGUCAGAAAAUGACCAAGUGCUGAAUGAAAAUGAGGACCCAUAUAUUCAUUUAAAAGACUUAGCCACUGAGCUAGACCAAAUAGAUGUAGUAAGUACUGAGACCAUUGACCUUUUGAGUUAUGACAAUGGAUAUUCUUUUCCAAAUGAAGGAUAUCCCUUGGAGACAACAAAAGUGCCAUCACUAACAUACUUCACAACUCCCUCUAUGACCACAGCAAACAAAGGCAAAGAACUAAUUGUGUUUUUCAGUUUGCGUGUCACAAACAUGAAGUUCUCUGAAGAUCUUUUCAAUAAGAGCUCUACAGAAUACCGAUCAUUGGAAAACAGAUUUGUUGAAUUGCUACUUCCAUAUCUACAGUCUAACCUAACAGGCUUUAAGCAGUUAGAGAUUCUAAACUUCAGAAAUGGAAGUGUGGUGGUCAACAGCAAGGUGAAAUUUGCCAAGUCUGUGCCGUACAACAUUACUCAGGCUGUCCAGUAUGUCUUGGAGGAGUUUUGUGAUGCUGCAGCCCAGCGUUUGGACAUAAAGAUUGAUAGCCAUUCACUAGACAUAGAACCAGCUGAUCAAGGUGACCCUUGCAAGUUUCUUGCCUGCAACGAGUUUUCGAAAUGCGUGGUGAACCUCUGGACAAAGGAAGCGCGAUGUUUAUGUGAGCCAGGCUACGUAACGCUGGAUGGACUGCCAUGUCAAAGCCUCUGUGUGGUCCAGCCUGAUUUCUGUCUCAAUGGAGGAGAGUGUGAGAUUAUACCAGGGCAUGGUGCCGCUUGCAGAUGUCCUGUAGGUAAAUUCUGGCAAUUUAUCGGGGAGAGAUGUGCAGAGCUGGUCUCCGUGCCACUAGACCCCUUUCUUUCCCUAGUGUGCCUCGUGGGGGUGCUCACCUUUCUUUAUGCCAUCAUUUCUCUCUUGUUAUCUAUGUGCAGGAAAUGUGUACGGACCAGAAAGAAACUAACUCUAGUAGGCCGAGAUAAGACCACCAUACCAGGCCUGACGAGUUAAUCAGAUGAUUUCCACAUUACAAUACUGUCACUGAGAGAUGGGACCCAUAUGUUAUGCUGUCUUCCAAUGGUGCUUGUCCAGCCAUUAAAAGAGGUUUAAAAAGACUUCGUAUGAUUCAACUCAUGAAGAUUGUAGAAUGACUGGCCAAACAUCCUGAACAGAUGGAUAGCCAAGUAUAAUUGCUAUUGUUUAAUGUUACCUGUCGUUCUCAUGAGAACGUAAAGAAAUGCACUGGAUUUCAGGUAGAAUGUUUUCACAAGGGAGAAAUGAUUAAGGGUUUCCUCACAAUGAGGAAAUGUUUCUUGUUUGAUCAUAAAGAAUACACUGUUAAAAUGUUCUCAUAGUUGGGAACAUAAUUGUUUUGGUGUAUAAUAAUUAUAUAUUGUCUUACAUACAUAGUGAAUACGUAUUUGCGUAUUUGUUUUUUUUUUUUUUUUUUUUUUUUGUGUGUGUAUUUUAGAAUGGUUAUCUUGGGAAAAAGAGAACUUUGUUGCAAACAUUCUUUGAUUGAAUGUAGUAUAUAGCACCAAACG
Molecule: messenger RNA, 6322 nt
Organism: Megalobrama amblycephala (Wuchang bream)
Lineage: Eukaryota; Metazoa; Chordata; Actinopteri; Cypriniformes; Xenocyprididae
Product: interphotoreceptor matrix proteoglycan 1
Exons: 21
Coding region: 738-5789 (1683 amino acids)
Biological process (GO): visual perception
Source: RefSeq, a predicted model, not a curated record